GGUUGUCUGAAGUUAUUUGUAGAUCUAUGCGAUGUAUGUGUGUUCAUGUUCAACAUCAUCAGACAUAAAACACAGAUGAGUAGUGUCUCUGUCUCUAAGGCCUGGCUCUUCUGGUGUCGGCUCAUGUCGCAUCACAGUUGAAGUGACCCAAGGGCUGCUGGGAUAUUUUUCUGUCAUGCUCAACAUCUCACAACUAGCUGUCAGUAUUGACAGAGACUCAGGCUAUUAGGUUUGAUGUCAGUUACUGUAUGUGCUCUGUUGUCAUGUGCUUCACAACAUAUUCACUGACUUUGACUGAAUUUUAUUUGAGUGUUUUUGAUUUCUACAUUAUAAUGACUAUAAUUGUACAAUAGUUUCUAAGGUAACCCAGGCUUUACAUGACUAACUUAAAACACUGCAAUAAAAAUGAUUAUUAUUAUUUAUCUCUGAAGUAACCAAAUGUACAGCUGCUAUCAAAUAAGACAGCAGCUUUAAAGGAAAGAAAAUAAAGGUUUUCUUAGAGGAGUGAUUCUUUCAAAAGAGGAUCAACAUCUGAUUACUUAUGCCACUUAUAUAAUCUCAAGCAUCAUUUGCCUGCUUUACAUGCAUUAUGCAUUAGGGACAGGAUGGGAAAUGUGGAUAGAAUUCAGACUCACCCAAGAGAAAAAGUCGGGUCAGUGACCAGCCUUAUAUGUGGCUUAAAACGUGUAUGAUCUUCUUGCUGCUCGUUUUGCUUGCUGUUGCCAAAUUCUCCUUAACACAGCUGGAUACCACUGUCUUCUUAAAGGAUUGAUUUUUAAAUACAAGCAUGUAAAGCAUGACUUGGAGAGUGGCUUGAUUCUUUCAUGACAAAAAAAUAAUGUAAUACUCAUUCAAAUUGUGCUUUUUCUGUGUAAGGUGUACUUUGGUUGGAUAUACCUGUGAGACUUUUUUUUUUUUGUAGAUCUAUCAUCAUUCCUUAAAUAACAGGCACCCUCUAUAGGUUAGAAACUUAAUUGCAACACAAUUCACUGCCUUUCUAAAUCUACACUUCAUUGAGAGUCUGACUUAAACUCAACACAUCAGUAACGCUACACACUAACUUUUGCAUGUUUUUAAAUGCUGUCUGUCAAAUUAACUUAUGUCUUACCUCCCUCCUCCUCCUCCUUAUCCUUGACCCUCCUACUGUACCUCCUCUUCCCCUCUGCUUCUUCCCCGGUCUCUUCUUUCCGCUCUGCCUUCCUGCCGCCUUCUUCUUCUUCUCUCUCUUCCUCUCCCUCUUUUUCUUGCCCCUCCACACAGAUGCUCCCAGCCGCCCAGCUUGACAGGAGUGAUGGGAUGUGUCAACUAGCAGGUGAAGCAGUCCUAGACGAUGUUAUCGGACUGAAGGAUUCGUCUGCAGUUUUCACAUCAGAGCGAGACAGAGGAGGGACAGAGAGAGAGGAGGAGGAACAGGAGGACAACAAAGACACGAGCAUGGGUGUGGGGAAGAAUACCACCUCCAAGUCGUUGGACAGCAGCAGUGAGGGCGGAAAAUAUGAAGAGGAGAGCAAGCAUGGAGCAGAUUUCUACCCAAUUCCGGUGGUGGUCAACGGAGUGGGCGGGGCAAGUGGAGACCAGGAUACUGAGAACACAGAGCUAAUGGCCAUCUACACAAAAGAGAAUCAAGGAGCAGAAAAGAGCUCAAUGUCUGAGACGUUAGACAGCACAGACAGUAUUGACGCCAGGAGGAUGGAUAUGAUCUAUACUAUAGAAGACACCCCACCCUGGUAUCUGUGUGUGUUCUUAGGCCUACAGCACUACUUGACAUGUUUCAGUGGAACCAUCGCGGUGCCAUUUCUCCUCGCUGAGGCCAUGUGCGUCGGCUUCGAUCAGUGGGCCACCAGCCAGCUCAUUGGAACCAUCUUCUUCUGCGUAGGGAUCACCACCCUGCUACAAACCACAAUAGGAUGCAGGUUGCCUUUAUUCCAGGCCAGUGCUUUUGCCUUUCUCGCACCGGCCCGAGCCAUCCUCUCACUGGACAAAUGGAAGUGUAACAACACAGGUGUAGUUCCAGUUUUUAACAGCACAGAGCUCUUCCACACAGAGCACAUCUGGCACCCCAGGAUACGAGAGAUCCAAGGGGCUAUUAUCGUGUCCUCCAUGAUCGAGGUGUGUAUAGGAGCACUGGGGCUUCCUGGGCUCCUGCUUAAAUACAUCGGACCUCUAACCAUCACCCCCACAGUGACCCUCAUUGGCCUCUCUGGUUUCCAGGCCGCCGGAGAGAGGGCAGGAAAACACUGGGGCAUCGCAAUGCUAACUAUCUUCUUGGUGCUGCUCUUCUCUCAGUAUGCCAGAAAUGUUCAUUUCCCUCUGCCGGUCUAUAAAGCCAAAAAAGGCUGGACUUUCUACAGGCUGCAGGUCUUCAAAAUGUUUCCUAUCAUCAUGGCCAUUCUGAUGUCAUGGCUGCUGUGCUUCAUUUUCACUGUGACGGAUGUUUUCCCGCCGGAGAAAGACAAGUAUGGCUUCUACGCCCGCACAGACGCACGACAAGGAAUCCUCACCGCUGCCCCGUGGUUUAAGAUCCCAUAUCCCUUCCAGUGGGGUCUUCCUACUGUCACAGUUGCGGGUGUGAUCGGCAUGAUGAGCGCGGUGGUGGCAAGCAUCAUUGAAUCUAUUGGAGAUUACUACGCCUGUGCACGUCUGUCCUGUGCUCCUCCACCCCCAAUCCAUGCCAUCAAUAGGGGGAUAUUUGUAGAAGGAAUUUCCUGUGUUCUGGACGGUCUUUUCGGGACAGGAAAUGGCUCCACCUCGUCCAGUCCAAAUAUAGGCGUCUUGGGGAUCACAAAGGUGGGCAGCAGACGUGUGAUUCAGUAUGGGGCUGCCAUGAUGCUGCUGUUGGGGCUCAUUGGUAAAUUCAGCGCUCUGUUUGCGUCUCUUCCUGAUCCGGUCCUGGGCGCUCUCUUCUGCACCCUGUUCGGUAUGAUCACAGCGGUGGGACUGUCCAACUUGCAGUUUGUCGACCUCAACUCCUCCAGAAACCUCUUUGUUCUGGGUUUCUCCAUCUUCUUUGGUCUGAUGUUGCCAAGCUACCUCAAACAGAACCCGCUGGUCACAGGCAUAGUCGAAGUUGACCAAGUGUUGAAUGUGCUCCUCACCACUGCCAUGUUUGUCGGAGGCUCCGUCGCCUUCAUUCUGGACAACACAAUUCCUGGUACUGCUGAAGAACGAGGCAUCAAGAAGCUGAAACGAGGCAUUGGUCUCAGUACAUCAGAACUCGAGGGGAUGAGGUCUUAUGAUCUUCCAUUUGGAAUGGACUUCAUCAACAGACACGCCAUCUUCAAGUACAUCCCUAUCAGCCCCACCUUCACAGGCUACCAGUGGGGAAGGCUACAGGAAGCCUGCAGGAGCAGAACGGGACAUGGGGAUGUGGUGAAGGGCGGAGGAAUCAGAGGGGAGGGAGGCACAACAGCGGAGGAUAGUCGGGUAUAGCCACCAGGCUGCUUCUGACAAAAUCUUAAAAGUGGCUGAAUUUGGGGAGCAAGGGAUGGGACACUAAGAAAAAUGGAUGGGAGAGUGGAGGACAGGAGUGGUGCAGGAUUCAAGAUUGCUCGGAAGAAAAUGUGAUGCACCAAACCCCCCCCCCCCCCCCCCCCCCCCCCAACCACCAGUGUGUGUUUUCUUUAGCUUGUGUCAAUCUUAUCCCACUUCCUACUAUGCUAUAUAAAGCAUGCUCCAGCAAGUCACAGCAUGAUAUAGAAGAUGUCUCCACACGGAGGUUAGUUGGUGUGUGUUCAUGUGUGUGCACAAAGGAAAAAGCAGGUUUGUGCAUUUGCACUUUAAUCCAGAUGAGAUAGACGGACGUAAAAAAACAAUCUUAACUGAAUGUUGGAUGAUCACUGCUAACUUAAACUGCCUAAGUACGAUUCUACUAAAAGCACAGUAGAUUUGAUCAUAUCAAUUGAGGAUUAUGCAAAAUGUCAUCUAUGAGAAAUUUGCCUCUAGAUUCUUAUGCAACCACAUUAGAUACACACAAAAGCACACACAUGCUCGCACACCAAAAGCCUCAUUAAAAACUAGCUUGAGCGCUCCGAUGCACGUCAAGGUGAUGCAGAUUGAUGGAAGUGGUUUGUCAGGUGCCCUUACUCAUGCAAAGUGAUUGUGAAUUUUUUUUUUUUCUUUGCACUAUCUGCCUCUUGAGUUAAAACCAGAAUGUCACUCCACAGUGCGCGUGCCCCUGUUUCCUCAGUGAAACUCCUCAGAGACCCAUUUACCAAAACAUCCCACUUGCUCAUCUCAUGCGACACGUCAUACUUCCUUUUUCUGUCAUGAAGCAGAGUGCUGAAAAUCACAAGACCUCUGCUAAUACACACCAGUUUAAAGACAUCCUACUUUCAUUUGCCGUCAAAUAAGACUUCAAAUUUUGUAAAAAAAAAAAUGUUAUUACUGCUCUGCUAUAUUUUUGAUCAUCUCCUCUUACACACAGAUGCACUUGCAUACCAAAACAGUAAUUUAGUAAUGUCUCUACUUCCCUUAUAACAGCUGAUCAUUUAAUACAUUAAUGGCUCCCAGUAACACAGACGUGGCCUUUUUCAACAUGAUAUAAGAUUUAUUUAUUUUUUCCCCGGUUGCCAGUCUGAGAUUGGUGCAGACUCUUGCUCUUCACUUUCUCUUUUGGUUAUCUCCAUCAACAUCCUCCUCUGCACUUGGCUCAGUAUUCUUGGUAUAGAUAGUGUGGCAGUCAACAGCUUUUUUCCAGAAGUAGUCCUGUAAAGCAUGACAUACUUUUCUAGUAGGAUUCCGCCUACUAGAGCCAAAGUACAUAACGCAAGAACAGAUGCAGAGUCAGAAUGGGGGAAAAAAAGGCACCCAUCUCCCUUUUACAGGUCAAGGUUACCAUCAAAUUGAUUUGAAAGCUGUUAAAUGAAGGUCAAAUAAUUGCCGAAUGGUCCUCUAAAUGUUCUUCCUCAUGUGACUGCAGAGAUUUCUGACGCUCUGUGUAGGUCUUCUCUCAGUUUUAAGCCGUCACUAGUCCUCUGCUUUUAGGAGGAAUGUGUGUUAAUGUAGGAUUUACAAAGGCUGCAAAAUAGAUGAUUUAUCCCACUACUAUCCAAAAUCACUUGGUAUUCCCAUGUGUGUUUUCAGUAAGCCACAGCAUUAUUAUACUAAUAUGUAAGGGUGGUGGUUUAGUUUGCAUUUAGAGUAUUUAAAUAUAAGGGUUGGGGGGGUAAAUGUCAUUCUAUUGUUUAAAAAAAAAAAGAUGUAGUGUGUAUUUUUGCUGCAGCCUGUCAUGACUUUAAGGAUGUCAUCGUCAUUUUUUACUAUUUUAAUCAUAUUGAUGACUUUCCCUUACAUUCCUACUUCUUCUCCCAUCCUCUGUCAGCUGUAUUCUUCCCCCUUCUACCCCCCUCUCUCUGUGACAUGUUAAUAUUUGAUGCGGUUCAAGUCUGGUUUUAGUUGGGCGUAUUUGGCUGAGACACAGAAAGUCUUGGAGCAUCAGCAGGCUUUACCCUCAUGAACCCAGGAGUGACCGUUAAGAGCGAGUCUCUGAUUUGACCUCACUGCGUGCCUCUGGUGAUUUAAAUAAAGAAAAGAAAAGAAAAAGAAACACAGCUAUUUCAAAAAAUAUGCCAUUAAAAUGUUUACAACAUUUUGAUCUUUGUAAAUGUAGAAAAUUAAUCAUGAACAGCAACAAAAAAAAAGAAACUUACUUCAAAAUAUUUAGCCCAGCUGAGAUUUUCACUGAACCAAGUUCAUCAAAAUUCUUUGAAUUUCCUCUUGCGUUCUGUUACCCUAUACCAAAACUUUUCUAUAAGUAUAAGCAACAAUCUUUCUGACUUUGGUUAUUUAUUUAUUUAUGAGAAGAGAGUUCAUGUUUAAUGAUUGCUUAAAGCCUGUUUAUGUGUCUGUUGCACAUUGCUGAAAGUAUAUUUAUUAGUUUACUUGUGCUUGUAGAGAUCAGUGUGAUGAUUGACAGCUGCUCCGCCUCCCCUCAGCCUCAGCUACAGUCGGUGUUCAGCAGCUUUUUCUAAAGAUAGUUUCUAAUAUAAGCUGCCUCUAUUUCAUUCCUUUUAUAUCAUGAUGUUUUUAAAAAAGAAGAGAAAAACACUUUUCAAUCUUAAACUGGAUAGUUAAGUCUGAGUCAGGGCCUUUUUACAAUAAGUACUGUUUGCACAUGUAGCUGUGCCAAGAACAUCGGGUUAACAUCGAGUAAUACUGACUAACCCGAGACCCUCAAAUGUCACUUGAGUGCUGAUUUAAUAUGAAGUCAAGUGUGAACAUUUUCCUGUUUGAUGGUUUGAAAACAUGUUUUGUAAUGUCUUUCUGAUGAUAUAUUUUUGGGCCUUAGUUUAUGUUAUCAUUGCUAGUCAUGUAUGACCUCAUCCCCCCCCCCCCCCCCUCUGUAUAUUACACUAACGAUUCUGCUGUGCUUGUAGCCCACCCUAACGUUUCAGAUACUGUCCUCACAUCAAAGCAGUGGGAUUCCUCUUUUGAAAAAUGUUGUGCUUAAGCAGAUGUCUACAGUGUGCAUGGUUAUAUGUUGACGUGGGACAAAAUCAAGGUUAAAGGUCUAACAUGUCAACAGACUGUGGUGCUACGCUCUGCUCUGCUCUUCUAGUUAGCUAGCCUGUUGUAAUUCACUGACGAGGAAUAAGAAAUAGUCAAGCUCUGCAUCGCAAACUGAAACCAAAAAAUGGAUCUCAAGAGGUUCUGACUCCGUUUAAAUGAGAGCACAAGUGGUGGCCUGUUUUUCUAGAAUUCAAACAGUCAUAUAUUUCAGUACAUCAAAAUCACAGCUAUCAAAGUGUGAGACCUGUAUGAUGUUAGAGAACCGUCCUCAGUUACAAAGAGAUAAAAUAACGUGUUUGAAAAGGUUUUAUUAUUGAAAUCCCUGAGUAGGUUACAGAAUCUGAUUGAUUUCAGGGAAUACCUGCAGAGUUUGUGGACAUGUUGGUCUCUAUCAUAUAUUUCAUAUGAUGGAUAUAAUGUGAUUAAGUCUGGAAACUCUCAUGCAACCAAUCAGACCGUUGCAACGUUUGACAUAGCAUUGGACUGCUGGGCGAGGUAGCUGGUUCCAACUUCCAACUCAUGAAGUUUCUUGAAGUUUGGCUGCAGAUGAUAAAGCAGUCUGACUUUCCAUUUGUAUGAACUACUAUCGAGUUUGAUGCUUACAUGUUCAUCACGGUAGAUUCAGAAGUUUCCACAAUGACAGCAGCCGUUUUGGUUGUGAAUUAAAAUACCUCAAUGGUUCUAACACCCGUCCCAUAUCAAAUAAACUGUUGUGAUUGGCCCAACCUUUUAUGAAGUUAGACGAAAAUCUGUCUAAACUUGAGGGUUCCCGUCCUAAACACAUCAGGCUUUUUUUUUUUUCAGGCUAACAAUUGUGAGUUCAGUAGACAUCUAUGAGAGGUCACAAAAAGGCUAGCUAGUGACAAAUGAUCUGAGCAGAAACUGUAAAUCUAAAUCCUUCCACUUGAAAUGCUGGCUGUGCCCACGACUGGUAGCUGUUUGAUUAAAAAAAAAUGCAGUGUUUUAAUGACACACCAGCUCCCUUGCCCGCACUGUGUGACCUCGCUGCCUGAGCAGGUGUUGAUCCGGCCAAGUUCAGGGAGGGGUACCUCUCAGUGAAUGCUCAAAUUUGAAUCACACACACAUAUUUUCCGUGACCUCGUCAUCUGUGUCAUGUUCUUACAACCAGCACUUACUUCUCCCAUCACAUCCUCUCUCAUUGCUCCACACUCUCCACUCUCUGUUUGAACCCCUCACCCCAACCUAACGAGCUGCAGUGAUAAUAUAUUGGUGUCCUCCCGUGUUUAGUGUACCUGCUUUUCUCCCUGGGAGGUCUUACUGUUAAUGUUUCUGGAUGUAGGAGAAGACACUGUCGACUGACCACCUUACUAAGAGCCUGACUGAAGUCAUCAGCAGCUGAUGAACCUGCCUUAUCAUGAACAUUGGAUGUCUUUGUGUCUGAAGGCAGCUUCCUCUUGUUCCUAACUUUUACUUUCCAGUUUUUAACGUACUUUGUCUUCAGUUAUAGUACAAACACUUUGGAUCUCACAGCCCAGACUCUCUUCCUGAUGGUUUUCUGACUGGAUUUACAGAAAGUCAGUGUAACCACCAGGAGGCUCUUAGGAAGGUGGCCAUGUGGUGUAUAACACAAAGACAUCAAUCCCUUUCAGUUAUUUUGAAGGGGUUCCUACCUGAAGAAUAUACUUUGAUGUAUUUGGUGUUCUAUCUUUUUAAUGUUUGUUUUUUUAUACAUCGUUUCAUGUUUUUGCAAGCGAAUAUUUGUAAGAAAUAGAUCAUAACUUUUAAUCUUAAUUCAUGCUGGAAUUGCACCAUUUUGUUUGACUUUUUAUGUAAAAAGUAAAAAAAACAUUUUGAUCCUUUAUUGAAUCUGUGGUUUGGUGGAAUCUUUCUGUCUGUUGGGACCUUUUUCAUAUUGUAUUUUUUUAAUCUAACAUUGCUUUCUGUCCAUGUUAACACAUUACCAGUAUAAAUGAACGACCGAGCUGAGAAACUUUAAAUAGAUGUAAAAAAAAGUAAAUAAUAAUAAUUAGAAUAAAAUGUAUAUUUAAUGGAGUUAAGUUUGCUAAAUCUUAUGGAAGAGAAAUUGUGUAAACAUAUUGUAGCAACAAAAUGUUUUAUGCUCUGUUCCUCAAACAAUUUAAGAAGAUGUUACUGAAUGAAUGCAGUCUUUUGUCUUUAUUGGUCACCAAACGUUAUUGUGACAAUAAUAUGAUACUGAUAUAUGUAGCCUGUGAUAUAAAUAUUGCUGUGCUGUACAGAAAGAUCUAAACGCUACUGAAGACACAAGUUUUGUUUUGUUGAACUAUGAGAAUGUGUCACUUUUUUAUAGCUAUUAAAAUACAGUGUCAAAUUGGUAAAAAGCCUUUCAA
This is a messenger RNA of Labrus mixtus (cuckoo wrasse), 8837 nucleotides long. RefSeq names its product solute carrier family 23 member 2 (gene slc23a2). NCBI's taxonomy places the organism in Eukaryota, Metazoa, Chordata, Actinopteri, Labriformes, Labridae. Gene Ontology annotation, biological process: transmembrane transport; L-ascorbic acid metabolic process. The transcript is spliced from 15 exons. The record is from RefSeq and is a predicted model, not a curated record. Bases 1078 to 3429 code for a protein of 783 amino acids. Gene Ontology annotation, molecular function: transmembrane transporter activity. Gene Ontology annotation, cellular component: membrane.